Anopheles maculipalpis is the source of this 678-nucleotide messenger RNA. RefSeq lists its product as uncharacterized. The transcript is spliced from 2 exons. Bases 73 to 678 code for a protein of 201 amino acids. The record is from RefSeq and is a predicted model, not a curated record. Lineage: Eukaryota; Metazoa; Arthropoda; Insecta; Diptera; Culicidae.
AAUGUUGGAGGUUACCACCGAUCUCCAUCUGCUGGUCAGCGUCAGUUGCAUUGCGAUCGCGAACGGGUCACCAUGGUAAACGUACGCUUGGUAGUACUUGCCGUGUGCUUUAUGGUGUCAAGCCAUCUCGACUCAUCUUCGGCACGACCACAGUUUUCGGGCAACUUAUUUCCGGCCAGCAUUGGAGUGAAGAACCCAAUAGGAGGAGUGUCGUUAGGUGUACCGUCAGGGUUUCCUUUUAACUUUGGAUGGGGACAGCAGCAAGUGCCACAGCAGCAAGUGCCACAACAGCAAGUGCCACAACAGCAAGUGCCUCAGCAGCAAGUGCCACAGCAGCAAGCCCCUCAACAGCAAGUCCUUCAACAGCAGCCAGUUCCUCAGCAAGCGCCACAACAGCAAUAUCCACAGCAGCAGCAGCCAGCUCCUCAACAACAAGUGCCACAACAGCAACCAACAGUCACCACUAAUGCUCCCAAUAGUGAAGGUUUAGAUUCUCGUUUCGAUGGAGAAUCUGCGUUGCCGGAAGAAUAUCCGUGUCAAAACGUUGAUACCUCGACUGGAGCGCCAAACGAAACCGGUAGUGAUGGUGACAGUGUGACGGAACAACCAUGCCUCGGCAUUGGAGGGGGCAAUAGGAUUAAUCCGAAACAGGCGGCAUUACUUUCACUGGUAGGAUAA